Messenger RNA from Aphidius gifuensis, 3255 nucleotides. RefSeq names its product calmodulin-like. The record is from RefSeq and is a predicted model, not a curated record. Gene Ontology annotation, molecular function: enzyme regulator activity; calcium ion binding. NCBI's taxonomy places the organism in Eukaryota, Metazoa, Arthropoda, Insecta, Hymenoptera, Braconidae. The transcript is spliced from 8 exons. The coding region runs from base 843 to 1790 and encodes 315 amino acids.
ACAGUAUUGUACAGCAUCCGACGAGAAUAUCAAGAAUAUAUUUCUUCAGUCGCCGUCCAUACCGCGACAAAGCUGGGCAUCGAACCGGCCACUCGUCCGCACCUUUGUGUUUUAUCCAAACAUCGAACAUUUAUCGAUACCUCAAAUAACUCGUUUAAAUAAUAAAUAAAUUAAUAAAAAUCAAUCAAUUAAUUACACACAAAUAAAAUAUCAAUUUUCCUAAUUUAAAAUUCUAACAAAAUUUAAUUGAAAAAUAAAAAAAAAAUUAAUCAAUGAUUUUUAUUAAAUUUGUCUUUUAAAAAUUCAACAAAUUUACAGUCGACAAUUUUUGGCAAUCAAAUAACAAAUAUAAAUAAAAAAAAAAUAAAAUUGAUACAGCAAUCAGCGUAAAAACAAUAGUAAAAAAAAAAAAUAAAUAAAAACCUAGUGAACGAGUAAAUUUGUUGAAUUUUAUAAAAAAUAAUAGUGAUUUUUUAAAUGCAAUUGAUUAAAGUAUAUAAAGUUAAUUGUUGAAUGCAAUUAUCAAUUGAUUUACGUUGAUAAAAUAUUGCCAAGGAACGGAACGAAAAAAAAAAAAAGUAUUACAAUCAUCGGGUGUCAUUGCUGGUACAAUUGUUGUUGGACCAAGUGUCCAAAACGAAAUACAAACGGAAAAAACGAAAAAAAAAGAAGAACCAUAUUAUCGAAAUUAUUACAAAAAUUUGUGGACAAAAGCAGCAAACGAAAUUGGACACGGAUGCUCGCAAGACGUCGGAAGUGGGAUCACGUUGGAAGGCAAAAUAUUGACUGUUGUCAACAAAUUUUUAACAACAUCCCCUUUGGUUAACAAAGUCAAAUUACUCAUGACACGAAAAGACACAGACGGGGCAAGUGGUGGUGAUGAAGAACCAGUUGGUGAAUGUUCCUCGAGGCCGUCUAUGAGUAAUACUUCCUGGCCGGAUGUUCGUGACUCAUCAGUAUCAAAUAUAUCAAAUAAAAUGACAACAAAUUGUCAACAACAAUGUUUACAUGAUAUAGAUAUUGAUAACAAUGAUGAUAAUAAUAAACAACCAUUGUGCUUUCGUAAAAAAGUUAAUGAUUGCAUUGCUCAGAUUGGUGUGACAUGUGAAACAGGAUUAAGUACAUCAGUACAAUCAGUUGCAGGUACGUCAUCAUCAUCAUCUUCAUCAUCAAGACAGAAUAGAUUACCAACAAGUUUAUUAUUUGAAUUACCAGAUUCACGUAGAUGUUCAACAAGUGGAACUGACAACAAAAUGCCAGCUAUCAGUAAAGCUCAAAUGAAAGAAUUUGAAGAAGCUUUCAAUUUAUUUGAUAAAGAUAGAGAUGGCAGCAUUACUAAAGACGAACUUGGUAGAGUAAUGCGUGGUCUGGGACAAUUUGCAAGAACAGAAGAGCUCAAUACUAUGCUGGAGGAAAUAGAUACUGACGGUGAUGGAAAUGUCAGUUUAGUUGAAUUUGUAAAAAUUGUCAGUAAUAUUGGAAAUGCAAGUGCAGCACAGACAACUGAUCUCAGCCAAGAAGAACAAGAAGAGCAAGAACUUCGAGAUGCUUUUAGGGUUUUUGAUAAACAUAAUCGUGGCUACAUAACAGCAUCUGAUCUUCGAGCUGUUCUCCAGUGUCUUGGGGAAGAUUUAUCUGAAGAAGAAAUUGAGGACAUGAUCAAAGAAGUCGAUGAAGAUGGAGAUGGUCGAAUUGAUUUUUACGAAUUUGCACGGUCACUUGUGGAGCCAGGUAACGAUGACGAUGAAGAGGAGGAUGAAGAAGAACCACCACAAUCACCACCCUUUUAGAAAUACAACUCAACACCAAAGUCUACAUCUUAAUAAAAUAUAUUAACUAAUUCUGCUACUCAAGCUACAUAAAUAUAAAAAAAAAUUAUUUAAUUAUUUAAUUAUUUAUUAAUAUAACUCAAAAAAAUUUCUGAAUGAUAAUUAAAAUUAAAUAACAAAUAUAUAUUUAACAAAAAUUAAUUAUAUCUUUAUCAAAUUUCAAUAAAUAUAUACAUAAGUUUUGAAAAUUAUGGAAUUGAUUUUCAAUAUUAAUGUUUAUUACAAAUCAAAAAAAAAUAUAUCAAAUUUAAUUCAUUAAUCAUUAUUAAUGUCAAUAUUAAUUGUUAAUAAUGUUUACUGUAUUUUCAACGAUGUAAUUAUUAAUUGUGUAUAUGUGUAAUGUUACAAUUUAUAAAUGAACUUUCUUUUUGAAAUUUUAUCAAAUUGUUUCUGUAAUAAUUGACAUAGCUUGAAAAAAAAAUAAUUUUCAAAAAUCAUAAUAAUAUAUAAUAGAAAAAUGAUAGACAAAAAAAAAUUCAAUUAUUUUCAUUUAAAUAAUCAGCGUUUUACAAUCAAAUAUCAAUUCAGUCAUGAACAUACAAUUUUUUAUUACAUUUUAUUUUUAUUUAUUUUACAAUAAAUUAAUGAUUGAAAUUUUUUUUUUUUUUUCUAUUUAUUGAACAUGUAUUUUCAUGACUGAAUAAACACUCAAAAAUAAAUUUACAAAAAUUGACAUAUCUGCAAUUGAUUGCAUAGAUUAAAAAAAAAAAUAUUUCCAAUUCAAUUUUACCAAUAAUUAAAAAUUGUUUAUAUCAAUGCGCUCAUUAUAUUUUUUUUGAUUAAUAUGAAUAGAAAAUUAUUUGUUUUCUUUUUUUCCAUAACAUCCAUUUAAGUAUUAUGAAAAUAAUAAUAUUAAUGCUACGAAGUUAACUCAGGUCUUAUUUAUUUCUCCAAAUAUAAAAAUAAUAAUUAUUAAAAUUAAUUUGUCAAUAAUAUAUAUCAUAGUAAAAAUUAAUUUAUUGUUAAAUGUAUUGUGUAAAAAUUUGCUUAUUUAAAAAAAUGAAAAUUCAAAUUUACAAAUAAUAUAUUGAUGCAAUUUUAACGAGUAAAGAGUGAACUCUGGAGGGUAUUUGUGUGAACUUCUCUCCAUUGCAGAUAAAAAAAAUUUAAUGUUACAAAUGUACCUAUCGCAGUCGGUAUUAGCCUGUUUAUCGAUAUAUUUUCAUUAUAAAAAUUAUAUUAAUUAAUUGUAAUUUAUAACUCUGAGAAAGUAAUUUUCAAUCCAAUAAAAUAUAUCAACGAAAAAUCAUUCAAAAAUACAUGUAAUUUUAACUCAUUGCUUAUCUUUUUGAAAUAUUAUUAUCAAAUCUUCAAUUGAAAAAUAAAAUUAACUAAUUAAUUGUAUUAAAAAUUAAAAAAAAAUUAUUAUUAAUAACAAAGACUAUUGUGCAGUGUUGAAAAAUUCAAAUAAAUCAAAUUAUAAAAA